Messenger RNA from Toxorhynchites rutilus septentrionalis, 1134 nucleotides. RefSeq lists its product as uncharacterized. NCBI's taxonomy places the organism in Eukaryota, Metazoa, Arthropoda, Insecta, Diptera, Culicidae. The record is from RefSeq and is a predicted model, not a curated record. The transcript has a single exon. Bases 1 to 1134 code for a protein of 377 amino acids.
AUGCUGUGGACCUCAAGCUCUGACGAAUUGAGCUUCUCCACCCGUAUGAGCGAUGAAGUUACGAACCUUCUGCACCAUGACACCCUGCGGUGCGUAAUGUCGUUGUUCGAUCCCCUGGGAUUACUUGCGCCGUUUAUAAUCCAUGGAAAGGUGCUUAUCCAAGAAUUGUGGCGAGCUGGAACGCAGUGGGAUGAAACAGUAAGCGAUGAAGUGUUCGAAAACUGGAACCGCUGGACAAGGAUGAUAGAGUUCAUUUUAACAUUGAGAAUACCCAGAUGUUAUUUUCCCCGAGCCACAGAAGACACGUAUGAGGAUGCUCAGCAUCACGUAUUUGUCGAUGCAAGUGAGAUUGCUUAUUCGUGUGCAGCUUAUAUCCGAACGACCGUAGGCGACUGUGUGUUAGUUUCCGGAAAAUCCAAGGUAGCUCCGCUAAAACCGAUGUCCAUCCCGAGGCUCGAGCUGCAAGCAUGCGUCCUUGGGGCGCGUCUUCUUAAAUUCGUGCAAGACAAUCAUCCGGUUGUGUUCUCCAAGAGAUUCCUUUGGACAGACUCUUCGACAGCAAGAUCUUGGAUACGGUCGAACCCGCGACGCUACAAACCCUUCGUAGCUCAUCGGGUAGGCGAGAUAUUGGAGAUCACGGAUGUCAGUGAAUGGCGGUGGGUACCGUCCAAACUUAACCCUGCAGAUGAAGCUACCAAGUGGGGCCGAGGACCUUAUUUCCACUCAGAUAGCCAAUGGUUUAACGGGCCGGAUUUCCUGCGACUUCCCGAGGAGAAAUGGCCGCAAAUGACUGGAACGGUGGAGGUGACAACCGAAGAUGCUAGACCUUCGGUGUUGUUUCAUUUCGCGAUGGAACCAGUGCUGGAUUUCGAACGAUUUUCGACCUGGAAGAGGAUGUUACGCACUACGGCUUACGUUCUACGUUUCUUCUUCAACUUCUCUAAACCGGAACAGAAGCGGUGCGGAUCCCUUACACAAGCUGAACUGCUCGACGCUGAACGGACGAUAAUGAAGCUGGUCCAACGAGAAAGCUAUCCAGACGAAACGGCGGUUCUUGAACAGAGAGAUUCUCAACAAAAAGGUCAUGGGUCAAUUGAUCGAAACAGCAAGCUGUACCAAUUAAGCCCGCAGUAG